AGUACCGAGUGAGUGUAUGUAGGUGUGUGUGAGAGAGAGUACAGGGUGAGUAUGAGUGUGUAUGUGUGUGUGUGUGAGAGAGAAAGUACAGGGCAUGUGUAUGAGGGAGUGAGUACUGUGUAUGUGUAUGUGUGUGUGUGUGUGUGUGUGUGUGUGUGUGUGUGUGUGAGUGUGUGAGGGAGGGACAGUAAGUAAAGUACAGGGUGUGGGCUGGUCCGUUCACUCCCCUGACACACUCAAAUGCUCCGUCUGCACUUUGGGCCGAGAGAGAGAGAGAGAGAGAGAGAACUGCAGCCCUCUCAUUGUGUGAGCUGAGCUAGAGACCUCUGCUUGUCUCUCUGCUUCUGUCUGGAACUGCACUCUCACAAGGACAACACCAGCGCCACAGUCAACACACUUUUAAAAAAGAAAACCUUUAUUCAGCGGCUUUGAGACAGAAGGCUGGUUAUAUCUGAGCUUUUCGCACCGCUAGAGGAACAGCUCCAGGUAAAGGCCCUCGGUAAAGUGCCCUCAGUAGCAGCGAUGGCAGCGGAAGUGUUCAGUCGGCAGCAGUGGGCGUCACAGUCCCUGCGCGUUACCUCCAAGGAGCUGUCCCUGGUCAGCACGCCCGGGAAGACCAUGCCCAUUGCUGAGCGCUUCUCCAAGUAUCAGAGAGCAGCAGAAGAGAUGAACGCAGACAAGCGGAAAGCUACUGUGGAAGCCACACCCACCGCUCUUUGCCGUGGCAACCUGAACGUUCUGAAGCAGCGCUGGGAGAAGCAGCCGGUAGCCCCGCCCCCCAGCGCCACGCCCGUCGCCCCACCCCGUGCGACCCCCCCGCCCCUCACGAGCGCCACGCCCGAACCGGGCAAACGGAAGGACUGCCCCAAAGGCCCCCAGCCCCCGGUUGCCCUGGACGACAGCGGCCUCUGCCAGCUCCCGGCGGACGGAGAGAUGGAGGGAGGAGUGGUGAGCAGGAAGCAGAGAACGGCGGGGCAGGAAGUGGAGCCGGAGCCGGAGAGGCCGGCCGUCAGCCUCAGCAGCCUGAAGGAGAUGUUUGAGAAGAACCAGGUGUUCUACAACUCCUCAGAGGACCUGGAUACACAAGAAAGAGACCGAGAUGGGGCGACCCCCCCAGACGACCUUGCGGAGGCCACGCCCCUCCGGGACAGGAUGGCCCUGUACCAGGCUGCUGUGUCCAAGCAGGAGACGCCCACAUCCACGCGCAGCAGCCCCGCCCCUGAGUCCAACAGGAAGUUGGGUCCUGCCACAGACAGUCAGGGGGAUGGAGUGGCAACUCCCAGCUCCUACAUGUCUGUAUCGUCCCCGGAACAGGAGAAUGGCCCAGCCAAGCCUGUCAGAAGGUUUGGGCUGCCGGUGCGGGAGACGUGUGUGUCGUGUCUGAAGACUGUGUAUCCUCUGGAGCGGCUGGUGGCCGGUCAGCAGGUCUACCACAACUCCUGCUUCCGCUGCUCGCACUGCGGCACCAAGCUGAGCCUUGGGAAUUACGCCUCCCUGCACAGCAGCGUUUACUGCAAGCCUCACUUCAACCAGCUGUUCAAAGCCAAGGGCAACUAUGACGAGGGGUUUGGUCACCGGCCACACAAAGAGCUGUGGGAGGCCCGGGACGGGGACAUGGAGGCGGGGCCUGAUGUGGAGGCGGGGCCUGGGGCAGCAGGGGCGGGCCCUGCGGAUGGAGGGGCGGGGCUUCAGAGCCCCUCGGUGGAGGAGUCUCCAUUGGCCAAGGUCAACAUCCUGACCGCCUCGCUGGAGAAGCCGGCCCAGGUUGCCGUGGAGACGCCCGAGAGACCCUCCGAGACGAGGCGGCUGAAGAUCUCCUGGCCGCCGCCCGCCGACGGGGCCAGCCCCGCCCCAGAGGGCCGAGCCGUGAAGCCCGUCCGCGCCAAGUGGCCCCCCGAGGGCGACGCCCCGCCCGCCCCCGCGGAGAGCCCCGAGAGCAGCGAGCUCGCUGACCUGCGCCAGAGCUCCGCCCUCCGGGAGAGGAGCCGCCCCUUUUCCCAGGCCGGCCCCGCCCCCGAGAGCAGCCGGCCCCGCCCCCCACCCGACAGGGAGGCCGAGAGGCCCGCGGCGGCCACGCCCGACGGCCGCGCCCUCAACGGAGAGGCCGGCCCAGAAGAGCAACAGGAAGUGGAAGAAGAAGAAGAAGAAGAGGAAGAGGAAAGGAGUGGUCCGGGACAGGAAGUGGACAAAAGGCAGGCAGCGCUGCCAGGAGAACGGGAGGAAGUGGCUGAAGAGGAGGAGGAGGACGAGGAGGAAGAGCUGUUAGCCCCUACCCCCUCCCCCCCAGCCGAGGGCAUGGGGGAGGUGUCUGUGGAGUCUGUGGAGGAGGUGAUCAGGAGGAACCGCUACUAUGAUGAGGACGAGGAGGACGAGGAGGAGGAGGACGAGGAGGACGAGGAGGAGUAGGAAGAGCAGGAGGGCUGAGAGGACGACCGCGUCCAGCAGGGGUCUGUUCUUCAGAUCCCAGCUUUGGCCCGGACACCCGGUCAGAACCGGCUGCUUCAGUGCAAUUCCCCUUCAUCUCUGAGCUUUAAUGUUUCUCACCGGUCUGCACUACGUGCCAAAUGCUCCCGGCUCCUUUUUAAGCCACUGUUUUAAUAAUCGAUCCUCAAGGAUAAAUUACCGCGCUGCUUUUCAGAGUUUUGGUACUUCAUUCCAUUUGAACAUUUUUUGCACUUUUAAAUGUUGAACCGGGCCAAAAACAGCUGUCUGUUUUGUGUAUUUUUUAAAAUGAUUUUCCUAUGCAAUUUCGAGCUUUUAUACGCAGAGAAACAACAUCCACUUCCUAAAUAAUCAUUGUCUUUAGACAGAACAAGGGCUAACAUGCAAGGAAGUGUUUUUUAAUUAACAUUUUGUUUGAUAUUGUACGUUGUCUUGCCUGUAUGAAACACAACCAUGGUCAUUCUCAGGUCUAGUCAAGACUGGUGUCUUAAGAGUUGACUACGGUCAAUCCUUCACCCACCUUGCUAAGUAAUUCCUAAUGCAUACAGAGACACUCAACAUGGCCGUAUUUGAAUGUGGAGAAUUCUUGCGAUUCUUGUUUGGUGGGCUUGUAUCAGGGGGCGGAGUCUGAGCGAUUGCCGUUGCAGCCAUUGGCCGUUUUGGUGUGACGGACCCCCCUUCACACAGGUGGGCAGCGGCUCAUCAGCAGUGCGUAUCUGGAGCGUAAACCUCAGGCUUACGGCCCUGGACCGCAGGUUAGAGCUGGAGCUGCUGCUCCUUGUUCCACAGCCUGGGUUAAAACACAUUUUAACUGUAGCUCUCAGGUCCAGUGCCGUUUAAACGCGUUUUAACUACACCGCAGGAGUCCAGUGCGGUUCGAACGCGUUUUAACUGUUCUUUUCGGUUUAGAUUUCCUCUGUUCUUUACAGACAUGUAUUCACUUUUUGGGGGUGGAUUCUGCACACUGCAUGGAAGAGAGAGAUUUGACCACUAAACUUGUCCUGAUAGGCGUUCGUAUCCGAACAGUCGCAUGUGGACCCAAUUAACUGCCGCAAUGCUUAUUACAUUCCAUUUGUG
Conger conger (European conger) is the source of this 3519-nucleotide messenger RNA. Its product is annotated as LIM domain and actin-binding protein 1-like. Gene Ontology annotation, molecular function: actin filament binding. Lineage: Eukaryota; Metazoa; Chordata; Actinopteri; Anguilliformes; Congridae. The transcript has 10 exons. Gene Ontology annotation, biological process: actin filament bundle assembly. The record is from RefSeq and is a predicted model, not a curated record. Gene Ontology annotation, cellular component: actin cytoskeleton; plasma membrane. The coding region runs from base 523 to 2406 and encodes 627 amino acids.